GCCUGUACGUGCGCUAGGGGCCUGGGGGCACAUCGUCACCAACCCAACCUUGGAAGAGACAACGACAAGCAGACAAGAAGAGCGCGAACAUGUCUGGCUCUAUGCUGACAUAGGCUGUCUCUCACUCAUCCCCUACUUAUUCCUCUUCCUAUUCCUCAUCUGUUUCUCCCAGCCAACCUUUUAAUCUCCUCGUCUCCACUGUUCUACUCACUCCUUCAAGAUGCAGCUCAGCAGCGGCAGCCCCGGUGCUCCGUGACUGACCAGGCCUGUUGUGUUGUUUCGCCGGUUUCGCUGCCGGACUUACUUAAACCACACAGCCAGCUAAAAGCAAGCAGCUCGGGCACGAGCCAGACUCGGGCUCAGCAAGACCUCGACCACGACUCGGCCAUUGCAGCACUGGGCAACCUUACAACCUCCACAACUGGUUGCAAACAUGAUAGAGACAGAUACCAUGGCCGAUCCAGUGCAUGCAGAGGAGCGUGACUGGCAGGGCCUGGAGGAGACCGUCUCGGACGUGGAGGAGGCGAGAGUCAUCUUCUGCGCCCUCGACUCGUUUCUACAAUAUGGUAGGGUGGCUCACUUCAACUGCACCCACCUGCGGCGGCAGUCCUUCUACGCGCUUCCCGAGGCGCACUGGAAAAUGUUGGCUGCCCCGCCAUUCAACUACCUCGAAACUCUCGACAAGGUCGACGCCGCCAUCGACUCAAACGCUGAGCUGGCCAGAGGCAUUGUCAAGCACGGGCUGAGGAGCCUGGCCCCGAAGGAGACCUCGUCAGAGAGCGACUUUCCUUCCAUGCCAGAGGAGUGGGUGGGCGUCGCCAAGUACGGCGACAUCGACAAGGCCAGGAGCACGCUCCGACAGUUCUACCGUGACUGGUCCGCCGAGGGAGCAGAGGAGAGGGAGGCCUGCUACGCUCCGGUCAAGCGAGCCUUGGCCAUCGAGAAGAGCAGGCAUCCCGAGAUCCAGCACCUCAAGGUCCUCGUCCCCGGGGCUGGCCUGGGCCGGCUGGUCCUUGACCUGUGUCUCGAGGGCUUCGAGACCGAAGGCAACGAGAUUUCUUACCACCAACUGCUGGCGUCUUCCUAUAUACUAAACAACUGCCAAGAAGCCGGACAACAUGAGAUAUUCCCCUGGGUCCAUACGUUUUCCAAUCAUCUCACAAGAGAUCGACACCUCACGAGCUACAAGAUCCCGGACAUCCACCCUGCUACUGUCCUCGCGAAUGCGGAAGGCGUGGGGGCAAUGUCUAUGUGUGCAUCUGAUUUCCUCUGUCUCUACGGUGACGACGACCACAGCGCUCAGUACGAUGCCGUGGCAACGGUAUUCUUCCUCGAUACAGCGCCCAACCUUAUUCGCUACCUGGACACGAUUUUCCACUGCCUCAAGCCCGAUGGUAUCUUGGUCAACCUUGGUCCUCUCCUUUGGCACUUCGAAGACAGGGCUCCAGGUAACCAUGGUCACGAUGACGAUGGUGAUGGGGAGCAUGACCCCAACAAUUCGACAGGCAUAGCUGACCCCGGCAACUUUGAGCUGUCUGACGACGAGGUCAGGUCGCUGGUUGAGAAGGUCGGUUUCAAGGUCGAGUCCUGGGAGACCAACAUCCGGGCUCCCUACAUCCAAGACCCCAGGUCUAUGCUUCAAACCGUCUACCACGCGUCUUCCUGGGUGGCGCGCAAACCAGCCGUCUAGCGAAGCCUCGGGAGCUAGCCGUGGCCACUGCUGCGUCUCCCUGAGUUUGAGACAAAAUCAGAGCCUCGGGGGGCUCCGCACGGAUUUUUGUGUGUCCUCCAGGAACCUAAGUCGAUCACACCCCCCAAAUACUCUCAGCUGUGGUGGCGGACGACACGUCAGGUAGAUACAGGCCACCCUGUGGCAACCAACAUUCUGUAAGAAUAUUGUCAGUCGCUCUGUAUCGAUUUCAGACCACCGCGCUCUUGAGAUGAGUAGUCUGCGAAAGAAGGAGGGGAUGGGAAAACACAGCCCUCAAGGCCCCCUGGGCCAAAGAUUGAGGAGGGGGGGGGGUUAUAAAUCCGUGACGAGACCCUGCGAAUGAGUUGCAGCCUUUGUCACAGGUGGGAGAACGCAUCGACUUGUGCAUGAUGACUGCAAAAGACUAGGAAUAUCAAUGGCUGAGAGGUGUCACCGAGAGCGACCUGUUACAUCUGCUUCAGACACCGGCUCGAAUAGCCACAGGCUAGAGGUGUACUUGUAUUGCUGUUGAUAAGUGGGCUCGAUCUGCAUACUAGAUACGCCUAGAGACGUUUGAAGACGGAACGAGUCUGAUGUUUGGCAUAGAAUACAGAAUUGACAUACAUACACCAGAGGGAGCUAAUACACACAAAUGUCUAAUUAUGUCUUAUUC
Molecule: messenger RNA, 2363 nt
Organism: Diaporthe batatas
Lineage: Eukaryota; Fungi; Ascomycota; Sordariomycetes; Diaporthales; Diaporthaceae
Exons: 2
Coding region: 434-1690 (418 amino acids)
Molecular function (GO): S-adenosylmethionine-dependent methyltransferase activity
Source: RefSeq, a predicted model, not a curated record